UUCAGUCUAUGCUUACAGCUACUCCGCGAAAUCUAUUGGCAGCGCUGAUAUUAUAGUCCAUUGUUUGAACCGGUAUUGGCUGCAGUGGGUCGAUGUGUAUUUUUGUAUUGGUCCACAUUUCUGCAGCACUCCGUUAUGAUUGGAUAAUUACAGCGGGCUACCCGUGCUUUCAAUCUCCGUCUGACGGCGAAGCACACAGAGCUUUCUCUCUCUGCUGCGGAUCGCAGAGGCGUCCAAGAGCAACUUGUUUUUUUGUUUGUGUUUCCAGAUCUUGCGCUCAGGCAGACGCUUGAAUUAUAUCUUCUCGAAGACACACUGACGGGCUCUGGGAGAUGAGCUGUGAAUCUGUUUGAUAUUUUGUUCCAGGUUUUGGUAUUUAGGCGGGGAGCUGCGGGAUGGAGACUGUGGGAGACUGCAGGCUUCCCUCCCCUCGUCUGAAGCUUUUCCACUCAGGGACUUCCACCUUCACAGGGAGGUACUAAUUCAAUGGGGAAAAGGGCUGAACGACAAAUAUCUGCAGUUUUUCAUUCACGAUCGACCGGUUUUCAGGUGCUCUUUUCGGGUUAAGUGUUCUGGAAGACGUCGUCUCAAAGUUGGGCGAAAUGAAAACACUUAAGACUCGUUCUUAUGCAGCCUUCAAACUGAUAGAUAUAUUGUCAUAAGGGAACAUCGUGAGCUUUAUAGAUCCUGAAUGGAAAUCGCGCGCGCGGAUCCAAACUUGUUCAGCCUUGCCUGAAGUAACAGCGACGGUCUGUGAGUUGAACUUCUUGGACGGUGCGGUCGCUGAGAUGGUGAGCUUUCAGCGUGCCCCACCUGGACUGUCCCAGUGAACGGAGAGUUACCAAUGGCGUAAUCAUCGACUUGCUCUGUUUGCAAUGGAUGAUAAAUCCAACAAACUCCUUCUCAUCCCUGUCCUGGCCGUUCUGUUCGUAAUGAUCGGCUAUCAGUACAUCUGUCCAGCGGACAGUACGUCUUGUCGGCUCCGGAGCGGACAGAGCUCUGGCGCGUUCAGCCCUUUGCUGUCCCAAUACUCGCCGGGGCUGGACGGCGACGCGGACGCGCGAGAGCCGGACGAGCAGGGUCCAGGGACGUUUCCGUCCAAGUUCAACUUCACCAUUGAAGACCUCGAGCGCCACGUGGAAUUCGACAUCAAGGGCAGCGACGUGAUCGUAUUCCUGCAUAUACAGAAGACCGGGGGCACCACGUUCGGGAGGCACCUGGUGAGGAACAUCCACCUGGAGCGGCCGUGCGACUGCAAGCCCGGCCAGAAGAAGUGCACGUGCCACCGACCUGGCAAAGCAGAUUCGUGGCUCUUCUCGCGCUUCUCCACCGGCUGGAGCUGCGGUCUGCACGCGGACUGGACCGAGCUGACCAGCUGCGUGCCCGCUGUCAUGAACAAAAAGCAAAGAAAAGACGUGCCGCAGCAGCGAAGGAACUUCUACUAUAUCACGCUGCUGCGGGACCCUGUGUCCCGUUACCUCAGCGAAUGGAAGCACGUGCAGCGUGGCGCCACGUGGAAGACGGCGCUCCACAUGUGCGACGGUCGCCCGCCCACACCCGCCGAGCUGCCCGCCUGCUACAGCAGCGAGGACUGGACCGGGGUGUCCCUGGCUGACUUCAUGGCCUGUCAGUCCAACCUGGCCAACAAUCGCCAGACGCGCAUGCUGGCCGACCUGAGCUUGGUCGGCUGCUACAACCUGUCUUCUAUGAGCGAGGGCCGGCGGGCCGAGCUGCUGCUGGACAGCGCCAAGCGCAACCUGCAGCGCAUGGCCUUCUUCGGCCUGACGGAGUUCCAGCGCAAGACGCAGUUUCUGUUCGAGAGGACGUUCGGCCUGCGCUUCAUCGCGCCCUUCACGCAGAUCAACAGUACGCGCGCUGCGGGCGUGGCCGUGGAUCCGGCCGUGCGCCUCCGCAUCGAGGGGCUCAACGCGCUGGACGUGCAGCUGUACGAGUACGCGCGCGAGCUCUUCCUGCGACGCGUGCAGCACUGCCACCAGCAGGAGAGGCGCAGGGAGAGAGCGAGGAAAAGAGAGCAGCGUAGGAGGAUGUGGGAGCACAGGGCCUCGCAGCUCAGGCAAUGGGGAGGGGAGGAAGAGGAGGGUAGGGAAGAAGAGGGGAAGGAGAGGAUCAUGGGUGUUACGGAGGACUACAGCAGUCAGGUGGUGCGAUGGUGAAUCUGUACCUCUCUGUCUCUCUCCCUCCUUCCAUUUCAAUACUGUUUUUAACUGGCCCUCGUUCACUUGCUCAGUGUUGACAAUAGUGUUUGCUAUGGAGUGGACUUAGGAAAGAGCACGACUGACAGAACGACUCACAGAUUUACUGCUGUGAAUUCAAACAACGCGGCAAAAAAGCUGAUCGCUACACAGCAAAGUGCACUCUUUUCUAAUAGGGAGCACAGCUUUGGCCUCACCAUUUCCCCCUAUGGGGAAUUCCUUCCAAUACUGUAUUAUCUCAAGUAAAGUUUGUUCGAGUUGUGUUCACACUUAACCCCUUUCCUGUUUAAUUACUGUUAAAGUACAUAUCGCUGCUGUCGGAAGAAAACCUUGUAUCUCCAUGUUUGUUGAUUUUCAGUUUUUGACAUAAUCUGAAAAUGCCUGUUGGCCUUUAUAUUGUGUAAAUUUCAUGAUGAAUGGACCAAAAGAAACGGCCCAAAAUUACUUGGAAAAUAUUCUGGUUCCGCUGACUUCCAUUAAAAGUAAAGUAGGAUUUUUUCUUCUCCUGUAAAGUUAUCAUUUUGGAGAUACAAGAUUUUGUUCUGACAGCAGCGAUAUGUAAAGGGGGCUUUUCACAACUGUAGCCCUUUAACAGCAGUUUACUGGGAUGCUUGUGUUCACAUUAGCUAUAAAAUUCUCGAUGAACAGGACAUGAAAUCCUUAGCAUGAAUGUCCAACACCUCUUCAAUUUUUAAUCAUGUACUCCUGCUAUUUUUUCUUGUGCAAAAACUGAAAACUUUACUGUAAAAACAAAAAUAGAAACAUUCCACUUUGCCAGUGGUGCUGUUUUGCUUUUGCGCAGUAGUGACCACGCACACUCAAAGGGGCAUUUUCUUGGUGCUUGUCUUUAGCAGUAUGUCACAACAAUCAUCCAUCCCCAUGUUGCUUUCCAUUUACAAAAACUGAAAACUUGAAUGCAAAUACAACAGAAGCUGAUACAUUAUUUAGUUUUUUAUACAACUUUACUAGUAAUGUUCACACAUAAACCCGUGCGGUAAUUUUACAAGCAUUGUGCCAGGUUUUUUUUUGCUUCGUCAAUCUUCCCAGGAUUUCGGCUUCAUCUUGGGGUCACACUUAACCCCUUCCUGUUUAAUUAUUUUUAAAUACCCCCGUAAACACACAGGUGAAAAGGGCUUAUGAUAACCCCUUUGAGAGACAAGGGACUGAGUGAACAUAAAUCAUAGCGAUCUGAUGAAAUAUUAUUUUAUGUUACUAGCAUUUCUUUUCAAACCUUUUCAAACCCACAAGCCAGAGCAAUAAAAUACUUAAUAUUUAAAUUUUGUAAUAUUUAAUACACUAAAAUACUUAACAUUUCAAAACUAUUCUUGGCCACACAGCUAACAAAAAAGAAAAAAAAAUCACAGGACAACACACAACAGCUCUGAUUGUAAAAGCUGUACCCCUUUGUCCCCUGUUCCCCUCAUCCUAAGGGCGGCCACUUGUAUGUAAUGUAGGUGGUAUGCACUUCCGAAUAAUGAGACGAAGUAGGUGAGGGUGUGUUAAAAACAGUAUUCAUAUGCAGGGGUCUCUUUCUCUUUAUCUCUCUGUCUCAUUCUCAGCAGUUUAUUCAUCUUUUUCCAUCCUCCACUCCGCCUCUGUCUUGCUCUUUGAUGAGCGCUGCACCCAGGAGGUCUAUCACAGCGCUACUGCACAAGCCGUGUUGGUGUUUUAAUUUAUUCAGACAAAGGGAGAAAGAGUUUAAUGUACAUGUUUAUGAAAUAGCUUAACCAUCCCCAGCCACUGCUGCUGUAUUGUGGCUCUGUCUUUGUAAUGGAACAGAUACGACUUGGUAAUGACUUUAGAGUACAUUAAAGAUCGAUGUUAUCAAUUUGAUAACACAAUCACACACUCUGAAACAUUGUGAAAACAUCUUUUUUUAACAGAACAAAUGGAAUUUGUGUAUAUACUAUGUUAUCAUCUCUGAUUUCACUGGACUAGAUUAAUGAACCAGGAACAGGCCUGAACAUAUCAAUAUGUCUACUUGAAUUUUUAUUUUUUUUAUGUUAAAAUGUUCUCCUGGGAUUGUAAAACAUUGACAAUAUAAGCCUUAGAGGAGGAAAAUGACUAAGUGGAAGAAUUGUGGAUGAUUUGGGCCAGUGAUUAAUAUCGUCACUGCAAAUUGCUGUAAAUUGCUGUUAUCUAAGUGUACUUAAUGACUAAAAUAAAAAAAAAUCAUAAAUCCA
This is a messenger RNA of Colossoma macropomum (tambaqui), 4396 nucleotides long. It is a transcript of the gene hs6st3a, whose product is annotated as heparan sulfate 6-O-sulfotransferase 3a. The transcript is spliced from 2 exons. Gene Ontology annotation, molecular function: heparan sulfate 6-sulfotransferase activity. The record is from RefSeq and is a predicted model, not a curated record. Gene Ontology annotation, cellular component: membrane. Lineage: Eukaryota; Metazoa; Chordata; Actinopteri; Characiformes; Serrasalmidae. Bases 876 to 2174 code for a protein of 432 amino acids.